UAAAUGAAGUGCUCGGAUGAGGUGCGUCUUCAACUUGGCCCCAAAUCGUGGAGUGGAAACCCUACUCGUCCCCUUCCGCAGCCGGUACUCAACCCCAACCCUAUCCUGUCCGCCGCCGUCGCCCGGCGCCUCCUCCCCCACCUAGAAACCCAGAGGCUCUAAUCCUAGUUCUUUCUGUGCAGUCGCCGCCCAAUUCCCCCACCCAAUUCCCACUCUCCGCUCGACAGAUCCAUACAUGAUGGGAGAGGCCAAGGAGAACGACGUUUAUGAGGAGGAGCUCCUGGACUACGAGGAGGACGACGACAAGACGGUCGAUGGCUCCGCUGCUAAGCCCACCGGAGAGGUCGCAAAGAAGGGCUACGUCGGGAUCCACAGUUCCGGUUUCAGAGACUUCCUGCUCAAGCCAGAGCUGCUCCGUGCUAUCCAGGAUUGUGGUUUUGAGCAUCCUUCCGAAGUGCAACACGAGUGUAUCCCUCAAGCCAUUCUUGGAAUGGAUGUCAUCUGUCAAGCUAAAUCUGGGAUGGGGAAAACUGCUGUUUUUGUCCUUUCAUCCCUCCAACAAAUUGACCCUGUUGCGGGUCAGGUAGCAGCACUUGUACUGUGCCACACAAGGGAACUGGCUUAUCAGAUAUGCCACGAAUUUGAGAGGUUCAGCAAAUAUCUUACUGAAGUUAAAGUUGCUGUCUUCUAUGGAGGUGUUCACAUCAGGAAGCAUAAAGAUUUGUUGAAGAAUGAAUGCCCUCAUAUUGUGGUUGGCACGCCUGGUAGGAUACUUGCUCUUGCCAGGGAUAAGGAUCUCUCCUUGAAGAAUGUGAGGCACUUCAUUCUUGAUGAAUGUGACAAAAUGCUGGAAUCACUUGACAUGCGGAGAGAUGUUCAGGAGAUCUUCAAAAUGACUCCUCAUGAUAAGCAAGUCAUGAUGUUUUCAGCAACGCUCAGCAAGGAGAUCCGUCCUGUAUGCAAGAAAUUUAUGCAAGAUCCGAUGGAAAUAUAUGUUGAUGAUGAGGCAAAGUUGACCCUCCAUGGUCUUGUACAGCACUAUAUAAAACUUAGCGAGGCAGAGAAGAACCGGAAACUGAAUGAUCUCUUGGACGCUCUUGAUUUCAACCAAGUUGUGAUAUUCGUGAAGAGUGUUAGCAGAGCUGCCGAACUGAAUAAGUUACUUUGUGAAUGCAACUUCCCAUCAAUCUGCAUUCAUUCUGGAAUGACUCAGGAAGAAAGGCUAACAAGAUAUAAGAACUUCAAGGAAGGCCACAAGAGAAUUCUUGUGGCUACAGAUUUAGUUGGCAGGGGCAUUGACAUUGAGCGUGUCAACAUUGUGAUAAACUAUGACAUGCCAGACUCAGCUGAUACUUAUUUGCACAGGGUUGGAAGGGCUGGACGUUUUGGCACGAAGGGACUUGCAAUUACCUUUGUUUCCUCUGCUUCGGAUUCUGAUGUUCUUAACCAGGUGCAAGAAAGGUUUGAGGUAGACAUAAAGGAACUGCCUGAGCAAAUUGACACCUCGACCUACAUGCCAUCAUAAAUGGGAAGGACAACUGAGAAGAGAGGAGGAUAGGGGAGUGAGCAGCCGUCUGGAGAUGGUUACCUUUGAACUAUCCGAUCUGGAGGAUUUGAUUUGCCUCCUUUGUGUACUUUAAAAAGGGCAGCCAGGAUGAUGAUCUGUAUUUUAAGACAAUGCUGUCUGUUUGGGUUUAGGAUUUUGCUUUGUCGAAAACUAGCACACUUAUUGUACUACUGAGCAGCAUAUUUGUUUUCAUCCCUGGGUUAAAUGAUGCGUCUAAACA
Molecule: messenger RNA, 1787 nt
Organism: Zea mays
Lineage: Eukaryota; Viridiplantae; Streptophyta; Magnoliopsida; Poales; Poaceae
Exons: 12
Coding region: 236-1525 (429 amino acids)
Molecular function (GO): nucleic acid binding; ATP binding; RNA helicase activity
Source: RefSeq, a predicted model, not a curated record